Diachasma alloeum is the source of this 5147-nucleotide messenger RNA. RefSeq names its product neogenin (gene fra). The coding region runs from base 278 to 4768 and encodes 1496 amino acids. Gene Ontology annotation, molecular function: protein binding. The record is from RefSeq and is a predicted model, not a curated record. Lineage: Eukaryota; Metazoa; Arthropoda; Insecta; Hymenoptera; Braconidae. Gene Ontology annotation, cellular component: membrane. Gene Ontology annotation, biological process: cell-cell adhesion. The transcript is spliced from 12 exons.
GCACUUCAUCCCACACUCCACGAUGUUGUGUACCCCCAAUAUUUCCCUCAAUUCCCCUUGAAAUACCGAUAAAAUCCAUCGGAUAUGAUCAAACAGACAUUUAAAAAAUUUCCUCUCCAGUGAAAAUUACCAAAAAAAGCCGGAAAAAUGAAGUUGAAGUGGAUUUUUACGGCGAAAUGAGUGAAAGUGGAGGGGUGAAUUUUCUUUGAAGCAAAAAAAUCGUACAACUAGGAUCCGAGUUUCUGCUAUCUGAUAUCAACUGUUUUAUCAAUUCACCAUGGAUUACUUCCCCAGAGUUAUCAUUCUACUGUUGUCAGGAGUCGCUGGAGGGGUGUCGGUAACAUCUGCCCUCCACUUCAAAGUGGAGCCCGAAGACACAACAGUGGAGGAGGGUGGCCCAGCGCGUUUAGACUGUACCGCUUCAAGUGCCUUUGGUCCAGUGACCAUUCAAUGGAGGAGUGAGGAUGGUCAGUCCAUAAAUUUCAUAGGCGAUGGUUAUCGCUCACAAUUGGCCAAUGGAUCACUCUACGUAACGAGUGUAACCUCGGACAAUGCCGAGACGACGGGAAAGUAUCAGUGUUUAGCAUCUGUCGAUAAUGUCGGGGCAAUUGUGUCAAGGGCUGCAGAAAUCAAGGUCGCGACGCUUCCGGAAUUCCAGGAGGAGCCGCGGGAGACAAUGGUGUAUCUGGGGCAGAUAGCUUAUCUCGUUUGCUCAUUGCCGGUGAUUGAGAGGGGUAGAGUUAGGGUUCAAUGGCUGAAAGACGAACAUCCUCUGGUGAUUGAUGACAGCAGGAUGAGUCUCAUGCCAUCUGGGGCACUGGAGAUCGAUGAUGUGAGGACGCACGAUGUGGGGGCGUACAGGUGCAACGUGAGCGGCUACGGUCAAUCCCGUCUUAGCGGCAAGGCCCAACUCUCCCUCCUUACCAGUGACCUUGACCAAGCCCCAACGGCCCCAAUAUUCGUCGCGAAACCCCACCAACAAGUCGCGAUCGAAGGUUCCACAAUCACCCUGGAGUGCGCGGCAAACGGUUACCCGAAGCCCACGAUCCUCUGGCUGAAGGACGGCGUAACCGUUGACCUAGCAGCUCUGGACUCUCGCUACCGCGAGGUGGCAGCCUCCAGUCUCAUGAUCACUGACGUGAUGGAGGAGGACAACGGUUCCUAUCAAUGCAGGGCUGAAAACCGAGUGGAGACACUUGAUGCUGUUGCCGAGGUCAUAGUCCAGGUACCUCCCAGAUUCGUCAAGCGACCGGAAGACAAGGUGGCGAACAAGAAUCAAGACUUGGAGUUUGAGUGCGAGAUUUAUGGGAAGCCAGAGCCCAGGGUAACUUGGCUGAAGAACGGAGAGAGGAUCACUCUCAGCGAAUACUGGCAGCUAGUCAACAGCAAUAAUUUGAGGAUCAAUGGACUCCUUGCUAUUGAUGCCGGGAUCUUUCAGUGCAUCGGGGUCAAUCCUGCUGGCAGUGUUCAGGCUGCUGCUAGGCUAACCAUCAACAUGCCGAAGAAAAAUCCCUCAAAGACGACAACGCCAAAAUCAUCGAUGAAGAAAAAGAAAUUAUCUCAUCAAAGAUUGUACAAUAACACUUGGCAGCAUCCUAGUACCCUUCUUGGUCAUACAUUAUCAGCAUUCACCCCAAAUCCACCGUCCAUGGACGACCCCUCGGAUUUGCAGCGUGAAAUUGACGAUCCCAUUCCCCUGUACGACCCUGCCUCCCAUUUUCUAGAUGACACAGAUGGUCCUGAUAUAGCUGAGGGAAGUGUGCCGUCAGCCCCCCGUAAUCUUAGUGUCGCCAUCGUCAAGACGAGGUUUGUGACGCUUAGGUGGGAAGAGCCGGAGAACACGAAUGGCGAUGCUCUGACGUAUAAUCUCUAUUACAAGCAGGAGGGUUCACAAAGGGAACGAGUGCUGAGCACAGCCCACAAACAGCUUGAUGCAGUGGUCAGAAGUCUUCAGCCUGGUGUCACCUACGAGUUUCGAGUGGUCGCCCACAACCUCCGAGGGGCAGGUGCCUCCUCAGAGACCCUCAGGGUGACCACCCACUCCGAGGCGGACGUCCCAGGCCCUCCACUUAACCUCGAGGGUAUGGCGACCAGCGCCACCAGCAUCAAACUUUCAUGGCAGGAGCCCAAGGUCCUCAAUGGUCGCAUCUCCAAAUACGUCAUCACCUACAUGGAGGGCGAGGGGGAAGGCGAAAAAAUACGGGAGACGACGAGCACCACCCACGAGUUGAUAGACUUGAUACCGUAUACAGAGUACAGUAUCUGGGUGCAUGCCGUUAAUGAGAACGGACCUGGGGCCUCCACGGGGGAAAUCUCGAUCAAGACUUUCAGCGCUCCGCCAUCUGAGCCACCUCACAAUGUCACGCUUGAGGCGGCUAGUUCGACGAGCAUCAUCGUCAGGUGGGAAGCUCCCCUGGAGGGACGGAAUGGCAUCAUCACGGGGUAUAAAAUUCGGUACAGGAGACAGGACAGGCGAUAUCCUUCUGAUACGAUCACUACUGAAGGCAACCAACGCCUCUACUCCCUGACCGGCCUCGAGCGUCACGUGGUCUACCACAUCCGCAUCGCCGCUCUAAACGCCAAGGGCAUAGGUCCCUGGACUGAGUGGAUGCCAAUAGAGACUUACGAGAAUGAUCUCGACGAGUCGACGGUGCCCUCGGCCCCAAGUGCACUAGACUGGAAGGCGAUGGCCGAUUCUAUAUCGAUCCGGUGGAGUCCUCCCAAGGACGACGGUAUCAAGGUUCGCGGGUAUAUUGUGGGUUGGGGCAAGGGCUAUCCCGAUGUUUACACUCAACGCCUCGACGGUAAGCAACGGUUCUUCUCGCUGGAGAAUCUCGAGCCCCUGUCAGAGUAUGUCAUCACUCUGAGGGCGACCAACGAAGCUGGGGACGGUCCACCCAUAUACGACAAUGUCAGGACAACUGAGAAGUCUGUACCGGAGUCACUGGCCCCUCUCAUACCUCCAGUCGGGCUCAAGGCCAUUGUUCUCUCUGCCAACACUGUCGUGUUGUACUGGACUGACAGUUCUUUGUCGAAGAGCCAGUAUGUGACUGAUAACAGGCACUACGUGGUGAGAUACAUCUCCUACCACCCCAGUUCCUUCAACCCGAAGUACAAAUACUUCAACGCGAGUGAUCUCAACUGCAUGAUAGAUGACCUCAAGCCCAACACGCAGUAUGAAUUCACGGUGAAAACGGUUAAAGGUAAGAGAGAGUCACCCUGGAGUAUGAUUGUCCUGAACACGACCCAGGAGGCUGCACCCACCACUUCCCCGAGGGAUCUCGUCGUUCAGGGAAGUGAGGACAGGCCUAGCUCGGUUCUCCUCAAGUGGCAGCCGCCUAAACAACCCAAUGGCCAGAUCAUCGGGUACAUUCUGUCCUACUCCACGGACAACACGAAGCGCGACAGGGAUUGGCUGGUGGAGGGCAUCGUCGGGAAUAGGACGGAGUAUGUCGUCAAGGGCCUCAGGCCUGGCACCACUUACUACUUUAAGAUGCAGGCGAGAAAUCUCAAGGGGUAUGGACCGUUCUCUUCGACGGUGAUGUUCAAGACACUUCCCAGCAAUGGAAUGGAUUACUAUGACGAUUUGCAUGACCGAGACGGCAAGGGCCUGUCCGGAGUAUUCAUCUACGUCAUCGUGGGUUGCUCCAUCGUCCUCCUGACAGGAAUAGCCAUCGUCGUCGUCUUUGUCUGCUGCAAACGCAAUCCAGACUCUCCGGAUCGUAAAAAAAGCUACAUGAAGGAUCCAGCUCAGAAGACAAACAUCAAACCCCCGGACCUGUGGAUCCACCACGAUCAGAUGGAGCUGAAAGCCUUGGAGAAAUCAUCCAUGAACGGAGAGGCAUCCACCAGUGGAGUUGUCAGCAACACUCUACCCAGAUCUGGAACUUCUGAUUACAGUCAGGAAAAUGUUACUGUUAACUCUAGUUCUCUGGACAAACGAACAUACGUUCCCAGCUACAUGGGGAGCAUGGAUGAAAAGUGUUCGACCCUGAGCAGACAACAUAGUCGUGGUAAACCAAAACUCAUUACAUUACCUGUUGAUGGUGGACCAUUGACACAUCCGGUAGCAACAGCAACGCCAUUGGUCAAUGGCAGCAUGUCUCAGCCGACGAUUCACAAUUCCUGCACAGACGGUUCAGGCUCAAGACCGUCUUAUCCCAGAACUGUGGCCCAGUAUAGCCUGAGUCGAGCGCAUAUAACUCUGGAACCCACGCCGGAAUCUUCGCCUGACUCUUGCUCGAUGCCCAGCACCUACGAUCAACUGAACUCGUUGACCUAUGGGUCGACGGGUCCGACGUACACUGCCAAUAGUAAUUAUGCUGCGGGCCAUUACGGUGGGAGGGAACAGUCUUCCAAUGGACCUGGGAAUGCAGGAACAGGCACUUCUGGUGGUACCGGCGGGACUUCCUCUACGGGUACGGAUACUGGGAGUGUCAAGCGUCUUCAGGGGCAUCCCCUGAAGAGCUUCAGUGUCCCAGCGCCCCCUCCACAGUCAGCGCCAUCGACGCCCCAGCAGAAGCAUGGAAUGUCUCAGGUAACGGUGAGACCAAGUGUCUCGGGGAGUCCCUACAAGAAGCAGCUGGGCUCCACCAGUCAGUUGACGAAGAAUCGACUGGCCUCAGUCUCUUCCGCGUCUCACACCCCUGAGGAGAUCGAGAGACUGAAGCCCUCGUACAGCACCGAGGAGCUUAACCAGGAGAUGGCCAACCUGGAGGGCCUCAUGAAGGACUUGAAUGCCAUCACGGCCUCGGAGUUUGAAUGUUGAGAGGUUUUUGAGGGAAUUCGUGAGACUGAUGAUCAUAAUUGACAGAGAUCGGCACAAAUAUUAUUUUCAACAAUAUUUGCACCGCAGAUACAUAUUUUUCGCUUUAUCACUAUUAACUUGUAAAUAUUUUUCAUUAUAUUGUGGAUGAAUAUUGAGAUGUUCACAUUUUUUUUAAAUACCGUAUCAAUGAGUAAUAGUUAAAAAUAAAAAAUUAUUAUUUAUCUGAUCAGAAAUUAGAAUAUUUUAGAGUAAUCAUUCAAUCAAUAACGAAAAUUGAAAUAUUUCCACUAUUUGUGACGAACGAAAUUGGUAUUUUCUGUUUUACAUUUUCCAUUGAUAUAAUAAUGAAGAUUAAUUGUGUACCAUUAUUGAUUGAAAA